Molecule: messenger RNA, 2003 nt
Organism: Myotis brandtii (Brandt's bat)
Lineage: Eukaryota; Metazoa; Chordata; Mammalia; Chiroptera; Vespertilionidae
Gene: RUNDC3B
Product: RUN domain containing 3B
Exons: 11
Coding region: 268-1293 (341 amino acids)
Source: RefSeq, a predicted model, not a curated record
UCUGUAAAGACCCUGAUUGAUCGGUCCUGCUUUGAGACAAUUGAUGAUUCUUCUCCUGAAUUUAAUAAUUUUGCAGCUAUUUUGGAACAGAUUCUAAGUCACCGGCUAAAAGAGAUUUCCCAAAGUUGCAGAUGGCUGGCUCAUCUCCAAAUACCUCUUCAAGGUCAAGUAACCUGGUUUGGUUAUGAAAGUCCUCGUAGCUUCUGGGACUAUAUCAGAGUGGCUUGCCGGAAAGUUUCACAGAAUUGUAUCUGCAGCAUUGAAAAUAUGGAAAAUGUCAGUUCCUCUAGAGCUAAGGGUAGAGCCUGGAUCAGAGUUGCACUCAUGGAAAAACAUUUAUCUGAAUACAUCUCUACAGCUCUGAGAGACUUCAAAACAACCAGAAGAUUUUAUGAAGAUGGAGCAAUUGUCUUGGGUGAGGAAGCAAAUAUGCUUGCUGGCAUGCUGCUUGGGCUCAAUGCUAUUGAUUUCAGCUUCUGCCUAAAGGGAGAGGGACUGGAUGGAUGCUUUCCUGCUGUAAUAGACUACACACCAUAUUUGAAGUUUACCCAAAGCUCUGACAGUAUCAGCAGUGAUGAGGAGGAGCUGAGGACGCUGGGAAGCAGUGGCAGUGAGAGCAGCUCUCCUGAGAACGUGGGGCCUCCUUUCAUCAUGGACGAGAAUACGUGGUUCAACAAGUGUAAGAGAGUUAAACAGAAGUAUCAGCUCACCCUGGAACAGAAGGCUUAUCUUGAAGAACUCUUACGACUUCGAGAGAACCAGCUGUCUGAAUCUGUCUCCCAGAAUAAAAUACUACUACAAAGGAUUGAAGAUUCUGAUCUGGCCCAUAAAUUGGAAAAGGAACAAUUAGAAUAUAUAAUUGUGGAGCUGCAAGAUCAGUUGACUGUGCUAAAGAAUAAUGAUUUAAGAUCAAGACAAGAGUUAACUGCCCACCUCACCAACCAGUGGCCUUCCCCAGGAGCUCUGGAUGUCAAUGCUGUUGCCUUGGAUACGUUGCUUUACCGAAAACACAAUAAACAGUGGUAUGAAAAAAGUUAUCAAAAUCUUGACCAGUUUUCAGCUGAAGUUAGCCUUUCUCAGACUUCCCUGGACCCAGGUCAGUCACAAGACGAUGGAAAACAAGACACGUUAAAUUCAAUCAGUGAAGGUAAAGAAGACACUCCCUCCUUACUUGGUCUCUGUGGGUCUCUAACAUCAGUGGCAAGUUACAAAUCUCUAACUAGCCUCAAAUCCAAUGACUGUCUUGCAAGUCCUACAGCAGAGAUGACAAGUCCAGGCCUAACUCCAUCCUGAAAAAUUUAAUGUAAAAGCCAAAAUAUUUUAUGUUGCAGAAGUUCUAUUACAUAAGUUUGACUGCUGGGAAAACCUUUGGAAUUUUAUAUUGUUCUGGCAUAUAUGUGGAGUUCUGUUGUUUCUAGUUCAAUCUACUCCAUGAAAACUGAAUGGAAAAAAAAAGAUCUUGCCAUUUUUUUCAUUAAAAAAUUCUUAUAUUUGUCACUGAGAAAGUUUAAAAUGAAUAGGCCUAACAUUUUUUUCAAAGAUCCUCAAAAUUAAUAAUCAUUUGCAAAUUGUACAUACUUAUUCAGUCGAUUUUCAUAUAUUUAAAUGUAUCAUAAUUGCCAGAGACCGAGUUCAAGGUUUUAUUUCAGAGACUUUAGGCAAGUAUUUUCUUUCCUUUUUAAUUCAAUGAUUCAAAUUUCUAAAAAUGACUUAAUAAUUUCACUUUUCAUUAAUUUCUUCCUAUGUUCUCAUGUUAAAAGCCUUGUUUUUAAUAUGAGGAGAAUGUUUUCAGCUGCAGUUUGACAGUGGCUUAUUCAAUUUUUCUUUAACAAUCAUCAUUUGAUAUCAACUUAGCAUUCCACUUAACAUUUUAUAUAUUUUGUAGGAAUGUGCCUUUAGGCAGUUACUAAAUUUGUUAGGGUCAUAGGGAAAGUAUUUUACAGUAUUUUAGGCCAUUUAGGUAAAAUGAAUAAAAUUUCUUAUCUUUGUUUCUCCAAAAUUUU